This is a messenger RNA of Ornithorhynchus anatinus (platypus), 1523 nucleotides long. RefSeq lists its product as uncharacterized. Bases 166 to 1170 code for a protein of 334 amino acids. Lineage: Eukaryota; Metazoa; Chordata; Mammalia; Monotremata; Ornithorhynchidae. The record is from RefSeq and is a predicted model, not a curated record. The transcript is spliced from 2 exons.
UUCGGAACCUAUCCGGAUUUCCAGAAGACAACCGGAAGGAGGAAGGCAACGAGCCCCGUCCUUCUGGAAGAGAGGGAGGGGCUCUGGAGUCCCAGGGCUCGGUCCGCACAGUAAGUCGUUCCAAGCAAGGUCGCCAUCACCACGAAGUUUGUCCGCUAAGCCUCGAUGCGGGGCGGGCGGGGGUGUGCAGCGAGCCUGUCCGAUGGAAAGGAAGGAGAGUUGGCGAGAUUCAAAAGAUCCAAGGCGAGCAAUUCCGGGAGCAAAGCGUGUGCGGGGGCUUCGACGUCCAGAGCGGCCAAAGGGCCAGGCCUUUGGGAUCCACAGGGUGGCAACCACAGUUUCUCGAGGCGGGGGAAGUGGGUCCCGAUCUUUCUUUCGGUCGGGUGCAGCCGUCCGGCCAGCAGAGUGACUCCGGUUGGACCGGACUCCAGGUCGGAAAGAGAGAGAGAGAGAGAGGUCCGGCGAUCUCCGCGACUCCGUGCCCUCCGCGCGUCCGAUCCGAGACGGCAUUUUGUCUUCGACUGUCUCCCUACCCGAUCUCAGACGGGUCGGGAGUCUUCCGUGCCGGGCCGGUCGUUCUCGGCGUGUCCACUCUUUGGAAACCCCGUCUCUCGGUCCGUCCCUCCCGGCGACCUCUCGGAAGGCAGGGACACGCGUGGAUCUCGCCUCCUCCCCCCGAGUCGCAAAACCCGGACCUUCGGGCCUCGGACCCGGCCCGGACCUGCCCCGCGUCCUCGGCCAGACGCCUCCCCUCUCGGGGCCUCGGCACCCCGGAAGAGGAGCCCCCCCCCGCGCACCUCCCAUCCCGGGGAUCGAGUCGGACGGAAUGCAGAGGAACCCCUUGGGUCUCACCGUGUUUGUGGACCUCGUUUCGGGUGCCUCCGGCUCCCUGAGUGUGUGAGGUGGGACCCGUCCAGGCUGCUCCACCACCACCUGGGGCCACUUGGACCGUGCAUCCAAGCAACAGCUUCCUUCCUGGGAUAUCACUUUUGGAUUCAGUUGGCAAGAGGUUCCACCGUACCAGGAAACCUUCCGCACUGUGUCGGAUCUCUUUCCCCUCUGGCGCCUCACCGUCCCCGAGAAGGUCUCAGCUUCCCCCUUGGUGCGAAUGAGCGGAGAGAAUCGGCCCUUCGGAUGACCCGCCUCACUUGGCUGCAGUGGCCACCCUAGCACCUCGAAUAGGAUUGUGUCAACCCUUGAGAUCGUGGUUGGUGGGGGGGGGGGGGAGCAGGUGUCUGUGGCUCCUCGUCGCCCGCGGGCCAGGCAGGAGGGGAGGGCAUCUCGGGAGGACGGCCAGAUGGGUCGGUGGGGUCGAGAGAAGGGAUUCUUGAGAGAAUGGGGGAAAUGCUUAGAAAGGAAGAGGAAUGUAGAUGGCACCUGUGAAGCGCCCACUAGGCCCGGAGUCCGGUUGGAAGCAUCGGGGGGGAUACAAGAUGAGCGGGUCGGUCUCCCGUGGGGCUUACGGUCCUCAUCCCCAGUGGACAGAGGAGGCAACUGAGGGUCCAGAGACAUCCAGUGGCUUG